CAGAUAAUGCAUCUGCAGGGUGGGAAUAGACAACAGUCAAAAAGUUUUUCUGCUGUCUUCUCUCUACUUGCGCGCCUUCAGUUGAGUUCAUUCAUAGCUGCAGUCAGAAUGGAGGAGAGCAAGCAGGAGCUGGAAAACCAGAAUGAGGAGGAAGGUGGAAUCCGCCGCCGUCUGAGAGACAGGGACCUUCUGAGGAAGAGAAAAGCUGAAGCAGAAGAGAAGGAAACUAACCAGUGGGUUUUGGGGGAGGAGAGCCAAAAGAAAAGAUCAAGAGCUGAGAGCAAGAGCAGGACAAAGAAGAGAGGGCGUCCGAGGAAGACCGAGCCUGCAGAGCUGUUAGCAGCUGCCCAGGAUGGGGCAGCUGGGACUCGGGAGGAUCCUGCUGUAGCGGUGGUGCCAGAACCUGCUGCGGUCAUCUCAGAUCAUAUAUCUAAAUAUCCAGAACCCUUUCAGGUUUUGGAACCACAAUCACCUCCAGCCCCGGAGUUUGAGUCUGUCCAGAGCUCAUUUUAUUUCAAGUCAGCAGCAGCAGCAGCAGUUUCGGCCCGCGAUCCUGAUGUCGUUUCAGCUCCGUCCCAAGACUUCAUCCCACCUGCAGCUCCUCCCCAGGUAGAGAUCCUCUACACGGAGUCACAAAGCAGGGAGACACAUGACCAGGUCCUGAUCCAAGACUUGGGUCCAGAUGACGAUGACGAUGAGGACACCUCUUCAUCACAAAACACAAGAGCAGAUGAAGGUUUAAACAAAACACUUUUGAUCAACAUGCCUGAACAAAAUAAAAUGUUCUCAGUUCCAACGCUGUCCUCUCCCCCUCUGCCUCAGGAAUACCUCCCCGGAAACUAAUCGUACAUUGUUCUUGAGUCGACUCUUCAGAUUGUUGCUUCAGUUCAGAACAUGCAAAGCUAGAUGAUGCCUUCAUGCUCAUGCGUUAUAUGUAGGUUUUUGGAUUGUGUGCCUUUUAUCAGGUAAAGAGAGAAAACACAUUGUGUCAAAGCAUUGCUUUGCUUAUGAGUUUAAACCAAACCCGUAGGGUUAUUUAUUCUGAGUUGUGCUUCAGUGCAAAAGCUUUAUGGAUUCCCAUUUUUGGAUAUUGCAUUUAGUAAACAGCAAAUUUCGCUUGCUUUAUAAGGAAUUUGUGAUUGUAGAAUAUUUUUUAUUGUGAAUUUUGUAAAAACAUUAAAAAAUUGACCGCUCACAU
Messenger RNA from Nothobranchius furzeri (turquoise killifish), 1198 nucleotides. RefSeq names its product hemogen (gene hemgn). The record is from RefSeq and is a predicted model, not a curated record. NCBI's taxonomy places the organism in Eukaryota, Metazoa, Chordata, Actinopteri, Cyprinodontiformes, Nothobranchiidae.